AUGUCCGACGAAUCAGGAAAUCAGCGCCCUGCUGCAUCGGCAUCAGCAUCAGGAAGCAUCGGAUCCCUGCAUACCCCCACCGUAACCCCCGCUGGACGACUCACCUCUCUGCGUGGAGGCCGUGGUGGCGCAGGUGCCUCGACCGCCUCCACACGUGGUGGCGCUUCCAAGUUGAAGUUCGCUCCCACAGUGCCCUCGAAGCGUAACAAGAAGGAUGCCUCUCUUUCUUUGCUGGAGGAGGCUAAGGCCGGAUCAGGACCAGAAGAACGUGGAGCUGGUCGCGGACGUGGAGAGCGAGGAGAGCGAGGAAUGAGGGGUGGACGUGGCGGCCGUGGACUUGGUCGUGGUCGUCCAGAUGAUGUUGCCGCUACAGCCUCAGGACCCUUCUCACUUGGACCAGCAGCACAAGCCCGCUCAAGAGCAAUCGCUAUGGGAGGCAGCGCCAGUGGAGCACAUUCGAGCUAUACAGGAUCUCGGGAAGUGAAAAUGGAAGGCGAGGGAGGAGGGUCGGAUUAUGGUGCCUCCGUCGAUAUGAAGUUUGGAUCGACUGUGACUGAUGCCUCGGCGCCCACGGGAUUGGAGAAGCCUAACGACGAUACUAAGGUUGUCAUUUCCUCGAUCAAGGACGAAAAGAUGAGAGAGGAGGAUAUGGAUGAAGAUACCGAAUUGGGUGGGUCCGCACAUGCCGCUGGCGAGGCUGAUAUCAAACCCAAGGUGGAAGGACCUGCACAGGACCUCACGCCUGAAUCCGAAUAUGAUCAGAUGUUCUUUUUCCAGUUCCCAAGUGUUAUGCCUAUCUUCAGACCAAGACCUGUGGCAACAGCACCCAUGACAUCAAUCGUCUCGUCUCCCAACGUCUCUUCAUUGUACAGCACACCUGACGGAACUGACAAGACAGAGGACUCUGAGGAUGGACUGUUGGCGAUCAAAUCAGAACCCAUGGACCAGGAUCGUCCCAUCAUGAUCCCCGACAACGACCUCGUCCCCGUCAAAUCGGAACAAAAGGAUGUGAAGCUCGGCUUGAGCCUAGGAGACGGUACCCCAGGAUCAUCUGCACCCGUCGGACAGCGUGCCAAGCCCAAGGCCCCUGGAGCAGCUGCCAAGACGGCAGAGAAGGAGGAGGAGACAGAGGAUAGCCAUUUGCAACAGGAGGGCAAGAUUGGACGGUUACUGAUCUACAAGUCUGGUAAGGUCAAGAUGAAGGUUGGCGAUAUCUUGAUGGACGUCUCGUCAGGAUCUGAGUGCUCGUUCUUGCAGGAUUUGGUUGUUGUGGAUUCGAAUAACAAGCAGGCGUUUGUCAUGGGAUCUGUCCAGAAGCGUAUGGUCUGUGUCCCCAACUUGACUGAGCUUCUCAACGGUCUUGAGGGUCUUGACAUCUAA
Messenger RNA from Linnemannia hyalina, 1380 nucleotides. Lineage: Eukaryota; Fungi; Mortierellomycota; Mortierellomycetes; Mortierellales; Mortierellaceae. The record is from the annotation of a GenBank genome assembly.